AAUAUAUUAAUAAUAAGUAUUACGAAGAUUAGUUUUAGCCUAAGUAAGGAAAUUAUUACCCUAAGUAUAAUAAAAAUAAAGACGUACUUCGGAACAAUAACUUUUUAUAUUUUACCUAUUAAUACCCUAUUUCUUUUAUAUUUAAAAAAUAUAGAUCGACUCAGUAUUAUAUUUAAUAAUAUAAAGAAUAGAAUCUCUAGCGGUAAGUAUUUCGAAAUAGUUAAACGAUAA
Molecule: messenger RNA, 231 nt
Organism: Colletotrichum lupini
Lineage: Eukaryota; Fungi; Ascomycota; Sordariomycetes; Glomerellales; Glomerellaceae
Exons: 1
Source: RefSeq, a predicted model, not a curated record